AUGGCAGACGCAUUUUUCGGAUCCUGGGUAGCACGAUUCGGUUCACCAACUGUCAUCACAACUGACAGAGGACCACAGUUUGAAGCACGAUUGUUUAAGGCGUUAACAAAAUUAAUUGGUUGCAGGACACAACACACAACCGCGUACCACCCACAGGCAAACGGAACAAUCGAACGCUGGCAUCGUUCCCUGAAGACCGUAAUCAAAUGUCACGAGACGACCGACUGGGUAAAAGUCCUGCCCGUAGUGAUGUUGGGACUGCGGAACGCAUUAAAAGAAGACAUCGGUACAUCUGCUGCCGAACUCGUGUACGGGACGCAACUGAGGAUACCCGGCGAAUAUUUCAGCCAGGAGGAGCCAUCUCAGGACCCGUUUCCAUUCCUGGAAAAAUUACGACAGACAAGUACUGUAGCGAUCCCUUCAUUGGACGAGCUACAACAGCGCCACGCAGCGACACCAACAUCCGGCGCCAGCGGAAAGUUCCGGGUUUAA
Molecule: messenger RNA, 492 nt
Organism: Nylanderia fulva
Lineage: Eukaryota; Metazoa; Arthropoda; Insecta; Hymenoptera; Formicidae
Source: RefSeq, a predicted model, not a curated record